CAAGGUCUGGCUGACAACACUGUUAUUGCUAAAGUCAAUAAAGUUGUUUGGGACCUAGACCGCCCUUUGGAGGAAGAUUGUACCUUGGAGCUUCUCAAGUUUGAGGAUGAUGAAGCUCAAGCAGUGUAUUGGCACUCAAGUGCUCACAUAAUGGGUGAAGCCAUGGAAAGAAUUUACGGUGGAUGUUUAUGUUAUGGUCCACCAAUAGAAAAUGGAUUCUAUUAUGACAUGUACCUUGAAGAAGGGGGUGUGUCCAGCAAUGAUUUCUCUUCUUUGGAGGCUUUAUGUAAGAAAAUCAUUAAAGAAAAGCAAGCUUUUGAAAGAUUGGAAGUUAAGAAAGAAACUCUACUAGCAAUGUUUAAGUAUAACAAGUUCAAAUGCCGAAUAUUGAAUGAAAAAGUGAAUACUCCUACUACUACAGUCUAUAGGUGUGGCCCCUUGAUAGAUCUCUGCCGGGGUCCUCAUGUCAGACACACCGGCAAAAUUAAGACUUUAAAAAUACACAAAAAUUCCUCCACAUACUGGGAAGGCAAAGCAGAUAUGGAGACUCUCCAGAGAAUUUAUGGCAUUUCAUUCCCAGAUCCUAAAAUGUUAAAAGAGUGGGAGAAGUUCCAAGAGGAAGCUAAAAACCGAGAUCAUAGGAAAAUUGGGAGGGAUCAAGAAUUAUAUUUCUUUCACGAACUCAGUCCUGGAAGUUGCUUUUUCCUGCCGAAGGGAGCCUACAUUUAUAAUACACUUAUUGAAUUCAUUAGGAGUGAAUAUAGGAAGAGAGGAUUCCAGGAGGUAGUCACCCCAAACAUCUACAACAGCCGACUGUGGAUGACCUCAGGCCACUGGCAGCACUAUAGCGAGAACAUGUUUUCCUUUGAGGUGGAGAAAGAGCUCUUUGCUCUUAAGCCAAUGAACUGCCCAGGACACUGCCUUAUGUUUGAUCAUCGGCCAAGAUCCUGGCGAGAGUUGCCUCUGCGGAUAGCUGACUUCGGGGUACUUCAUAGGAAUGAGCUGUCAGGAGCACUCACAGGAUUAACCCGGGUACGAAGAUUCCAGCAAGAUGAUGCUCACAUAUUCUGUGCCAUGGAGCAGAUAGAGGAUGAAAUAAAAGGUUGCUUGGAUUUUCUACGUACAGUAUAUAGCGUAUUUGGAUUUUCUUUUAAAUUGAACCUUUCUACUCGCCCAGAAAAAUUCCUUGGAGAUAUUGAAGUAUGGAAUCAAGCUGAGAAACAACUUGAAAACAGUCUGAAUGAAUUUGGUGAAAAAUGGGAGUUAAAUCCUGGAGAUGGAGCUUUCUAUGGUCCAAAGAUUGACAUACAAAUUAAAGAUGCAAUUGGUCGGUACCACCAGUGUGCAACAAUCCAGCUGGAUUUUCAGUUGCCCAUCAGAUUUAAUCUUACUUUUGUAAGCCAUGAUGGUGAUGAUAAGAAAAGGCCAGUGAUUGUUCAUCGAGCCAUCUUGGGGUCAGUGGAAAGAAUGAUCGCUAUCCUCACCGAAAACUAUGGAGGCAAAUGGCCUUUCUGGCUGUCUCCUCGCCAGGUAAUGGUAGUUCCAGUGGGACCAACAUGUGACGAAUAUGCCCAAAAGGUACAACAACAAUUCCAUGAUGCUAGAUUCAUGGCAGACAUUGAUCUGGAUCCAGGCUGUACAUUGAAUAAGAAGAUCAGAAAUGCACAGUUAUCACAAUAUAACUUCAUCCUGGUUGUUGGUGAAAAAGAAAAAGCCAGUGGCACUGUUAAUAUCCGUACAAGAGACAAUAAGGUCCAUGGGGAACGUACUAUUUCUGAAAGCAUCGAGCGGCUGCAGCAGCUCAAGCAGUCCCGCAGCAAACAGGCUGAAGAAGAAUUUUAAUGGUGGACUUGGCACAAGUUGGCUCAGUGGGAAAGGCUGAGCAGUAUUUCUAUAACAUUACCUUUUUACUCUGGAAAACAUUAAAUUACUCUGAAUGUGGAGUAGUUUGGCAGAGUCUGCUUAGGUGACUGCAGGAUCAACCUUUUUUGACCUCGGCAGGUUUUAGGUAAUGUGUAUUUGAAGGAGUUAAUUAAAGAGAUCCAUUAAAAUGGUUUUAUUCACUAAAUAUCUGAGCACUGGAAAUAAAAUAUGAGGAAUGUUUUAGGGUAAUAUGGGAGGGCUUUUUUGUAAAUUUAAUGUGGUUGAAAAAUAAAAAUUUCCAGAUUUCAUUAAGGAAAACUAAAAUUGGAUUAUGGUGUAAAAAUAAAAAUGUUGAUUCACCUAA
Messenger RNA from Galeopterus variegatus (Sunda flying lemur), 2227 nucleotides. It is a transcript of the gene TARS1, whose product is annotated as threonyl-tRNA synthetase. NCBI's taxonomy places the organism in Eukaryota, Metazoa, Chordata, Mammalia, Dermoptera, Cynocephalidae. Gene Ontology annotation, molecular function: ATP binding; threonine-tRNA ligase activity. Gene Ontology annotation, biological process: threonyl-tRNA aminoacylation. Gene Ontology annotation, cellular component: cytoplasm. The coding region runs from base 151 to 1842 and encodes 563 amino acids. The record is from RefSeq and is a predicted model, not a curated record. The transcript has 16 exons.